Molecule: messenger RNA, 2225 nt
Organism: Dioscorea cayenensis subsp. rotundata (Guinea yam)
Lineage: Eukaryota; Viridiplantae; Streptophyta; Magnoliopsida; Dioscoreales; Dioscoreaceae
Product: MACPF domain-containing protein CAD1
Exons: 7
Coding region: 242-1990 (582 amino acids)
Biological process (GO): plant-type hypersensitive response; regulation of salicylic acid mediated signaling pathway
Cellular component (GO): plasma membrane
Source: RefSeq, a predicted model, not a curated record
CCCCAAAGAAAUCAAAUGGAUUCCUUUCCUUCUUCUACUUCUUAUUAUAAACUUCUCAUUCUCUUCAUCUUGUCCUCUUUUCAAACUCUAUAUUCCACACCUAAAAAACCAUCAAAGGCUUCAACCCAAACAAAAAACUCCCUUUUUUUUUAAUUAUUUAUUUAUUUUUAUUAUUUAUUUAUUUAUUUAUUUGUUAGUAGUGGUGAAGGUGGUGGCAUUUUCGUGAUUAUCUCUGCCGGCCAUGGAUCGCCGUAUGGGCUCUGAGGAUGCCCUAAUCGCGACGCUCUCCGGCGCCAUCCAGACGCUUGGCCGUGGCUUCGAUGUCACCUCCGAUGCUCGCCUCCUCUACUGCAAAGGGGCACAUGGCUCCCUUGUUGUCCGCCCUGACGAAGGCUGUGCUAGAGAUUUUGGUCUCUCGGAGUCUGGCCCUUUCCUUAGAGCUGUUCCUGUUGAUGUUGAUGUCUCCAGAGGGAGGGGCGGACGGCGGGAGACUACCCAAGUUUGUAGCUUUCAUGAAAUGGCUCAAUAUUUCAAUAGAAAGUCGGGAUUGUCUGAAAAAGAACCCCUUGGAAGUUUUAACUCCAUGUUCAACUUCACCGGUUCAUGGAAGACUGAUGCUGCAAUGACAAAAGCUCUUGCAAUGGAUAGUUAUUUCAUUCCUCUUUUUAAGGUUGAAUUGAAUAACCCUAACCUAGCUUUGCGAGAGGAGGUUAAACGUGCUGGACCACGGAGUUGGGAUCCACAAUCGUUGGCAAGCUUUAUUGAGAAAUUUGGUACCCACAUCAUCACCUCUGUUACAAUUGGUGGUAGAGAUGAAGUUUAUAUUAAGCAGCACAUUUCAUCGCCUUUAUCUUCCGCAGACAUUGAGAAGUAUGUGCAAGAUAUAGGUGAUCGAAGAUUUUUGACUUUAAAAAGCCAUUUUACUUCUUCUCCCAUAGCAACUAAAGCCAAGUCUGCGGGGGCAUCUCCGCAGCGUGACAUGAACUCUCAGCCAUUUUCUGUUCCAUAUUUAAGUGGGAAAGAGGAUGUUAUGGUAAUAUUUAGAAGAAGAGGUGGUGAUGAUCUUGUUGAAAAUCAUAUGGAGUGGGCAAGCACUGUAUCCGCGUCACCUGAUGUUAUCAACAUGACAUUUUUGCCCAUUGUUUCGCUUCUUGAGGGAAUGCCAGGAAUUAAGCAUUUGGCUCGAGCAGUUGAUUUAUAUUUAGAGUAUAAGCCGCCCAUAGAAGAGCUGCAGUAUUUUUUGGAAUUCCAAAUUCAGCAACUUUGGGCUCCGAUUCAUGACAACAUUGCUGGACACCAGAGGAAAGAACCUGUAUGCCCUUCUCUUCAAUUUAGUUUGAUGAGCCCCAAGCUAUAUAUCAGCUCAGAGCAGAUAUCUGUUGGUCGCAGGCCAGUAACGGGCCUCAAGCUGUGUCUAGAAGGAAGCAAGCAAAACCGACUGGCUAUCCAAUUAAAGCACCUCGGGUCCCUGCCAAAGAUACUCAAGCCUCACUGGGACUCUCACAUUGCAAUCGGACCACCAAAGUGGCAAGGCCCAGAGGAACAGGACAGCCGGUGGUUCGAACCAAUCAAAUGGAAGAAUUUUGCGCAUGUGAGCACAGCUCCCAUUGAGCAUACUGAAGUCAGUUUUGGAGAUCUUGUUGGUGUUUACAUUGUGACAGGUGCCCAGCUGGGUGUCUGGGAUUUCGGCGCCAAGAGUGUUUUGCACCUUAAACUUCUUUUCUCCAAGAUUCCAGGGUGUACAAUUCGGAGAUCAGUGUGGGAUCACAGCCCAUCCUGUGCCAAUCAACCACUAAGAUCAGAUGAAGCAGCAUCAUCUUCAAAUGAUAGCUCUACUCACAUUGGAAAGCUAUUGAAGAUUGUUGACUCAACAGAGAUGUCUCGAGGACCAGAAGAUAUUCCUGGACACUGGCUGGUUACAGGCGCAAAGCUGGGAGUCGAGAAGGGAAAGAUCGUCAUUCGUGCAAAGUAUUCAAUAUUGAACUAUUAAAACCACAUAAACCUAUCUAUGAAACAUUCUUUGCACAGGUAUUGGUUGUUUUUUGGUUGUAAAUUAGCUUAGCUGUUUUUAGUUCCUUAGGAGAAGUGGUCUUUGGAUUUCAUUCAUUGUUGUAUCUUUGGAAUUGGACUUGUUCCAGUCCUUAUGUAUCUUUUGUUUAUGAACCAUGUAUACCUUUUAACACUGGAUUAAAAAAAAAGUAACACAUUAUUGUUGUUUUGGUAAA